ACUUUGUGCGCCGCGAGCGAUUCAUUCAAGAGGAGUACACUGAGCCGGCGGGCGUAGGAGCCCCCGGCGCGGAGCGGAGAAGGGGGGGCUCUGGUCGGCAGAUGCGCCCUGGCUCCGAGGACGGGUGGAGGGAGCCGGAGCCUUGCUCCGCAGCCCGGGCGGCCAGGUCAGCUGGCCCAGCCCCAGGGUAUCCUGAGGAUGAAGUGUCAGAGACUGUGCUGGUCCCUUACCUGCUUCCUCACUCUACUCAACGGGCCUCAGUCAUCCUCCCUGUCCUGCCAGGACUCCGAGUACCAGACAGAAGCAGGCGAUUGUGCUGUGUGCCCCGAGUGCCCACCGGGAGAGGAGCCUAAUCAGGAAUGUGGUUCCGGACUGGGACUGGGUACUGUGUGCCGUGCCUGCAGGCCAGGUACCUUUUCAACCAGCCUGGGACAAAGCCCCUGCCUGCCCCAUACUGGCUGUUUCCAUCUGAGGAGGGUAGAGGUCCAGGCGGGGACCACAACCAUCGAUGCUCAGUGUGGUGGCUGCAUUUCAGGGUUUUAUUACCCCAGCAGGCACCUAAACAUUGCGUGCAGGCCUUGUUCUUGGGCACCCAUGGGCACACCUGGCUGUGAGGAGCCCAGCCUUAAGCGUGGGGCCCGGCCGCGCCGUAACGUGGAGGCCGGGGUGGGACCCGAGGCGCGCCUCUCAGAGAAUGGCACCCAGACCGAGGUGCCCGAGGAAGCCGCAGCCCAGUAUGCCGUCAUUGCCAUAGUUCCCAUCUUCUGCCUCAUGGGCCUGCUGGGGAUUCUGCUCUGCAACCUUCUCAAGAAGAAAGGCUAUCACUGCACGGCCCACAAGGAUGGCGGUGAAGAGGCCGGGCUUGAGGGCAAGAACGGGACCAACGCUGCCUACCGGAUGGAUGACCCCAACGAGGACACCAUUGGGGUCUUAGUCCGGCUGAUCACAGAGAAGAAAGAGAAUGCGGCCGCCCUGGAGGAGCUGCUGAAAGAAUACCACAGCAAACAGCUUGUGCAGACCAGUUACAAACCUUUGCCCAAGCUGACCCAAGGCCCCCCACCCAUACCGCACAUCUGCCAGCACCAGCACCACCUGCACACAGUGCAAGGCCUGGCCUCCCGCUCCGGGUCCUGCUGCUCACGCUGCAGCCAGAGGAAGUGGCCCGAGGUCCUGCUGUCCCCCGAGGCUGCUGCAGCCUCCACUCCCACACCCAGCGUGUUGCCACCCCGAGGUGGUGGCAGCAAGCCCACUCCCAAGGGGAGCCGCCCAGGAGAGAUCACCAUCCUCUCUGUGGGCAGGUUCCGUGUGGCCCGAAUCCCUGAGCAGCGGCCGAGCCCACCACCUCCAGAGGUGAAAACCAUCUCAGAAACCAGUGAGGAGGGGGAGGCGGCUGAAGCUCCUCCACCUGGGCUUCCCCCAGAGAACAGGGCCCUUCUGGGCAGUGGUGGAGGGCGACCCAAAUGGCUGAAAACCCCAGCAUCUGGGCCAACAGAGAGCAAAUCAGAAGAAAAUCGAUACGUGGUCAGGCUGAGUGAAUCCAACUUGGUCAUCUGAAGGUGCCCUUAUGAUCUGCUCAGGCCCCGGGCCCUGCAAAAGACGUUGGAGCCUGGGAGUUGGCAGCAACCUGAGGCCCCAGGGGGGCUGUCCCCCAGGCCCCUGCCCCCUGGGCAGCCCCAGUGAGCUCUGGGAAGUGGGCAGCGGCAGGGGAGAAAUCUCACUUCAGCCUGAGCUACCACAGGCAGCUUAAUUUAAAGGAAAAGAUGAUCUUGUCCAGGGAAGAGAGGGAGGCAUAUGCCCACACUUGAUGAGCAGUGGGCUGCCCUGUCUCCUUGCCCUUCCCCCCUGCUCCUCUCCCCGCCCCCUCCCACCCCAGCAUCUUCUCCAUGCUAGCAGCAAGCCCCUCCCUGGUCAUCUGGUCUUUCCCUUGCUCUGGACAGGACGCCCAACCCAGCUUCCUGGGUCCUCAAAGAUGGCGUAAUCCACACCCAAGUGGGGAUUUCCUCCCCAGUGCUUCACAGAUGGGACAUCUAGCCCCCAAGUAAGGGUCCCUUCCCUGGUGACCCAUAGAGAGGACACACCCAUCUAUCCAUCCACCCCCAUGCAGGGGUUUCCGGGAAAAACGAAGGACUCAGCCUCUUCUUCAUCGCCCCUAUUCUUCAUCUUAUCACUCCUGGGCAGAGGGGAAGUGGCAGUUAGGGAAUACCAGGGGAAGAAUGAAUGGUGAGGAUCUACUGUCACAGAAUGUCCAGUCACUGGUAAGUGAGAAGACAGGCCCAGAGAGAAGAAACCUUCCAGAGGUCACAGUGAGUUGGGCAGAGUGAGGAACAGAACUUGGGUCUCCUGACUCCCAGGCCAAAGGCCCUUUCCAUUGCCCUACAGUCAUUGGGAAGGAGGUCUUACCCACACACCUCCUCUUCCCUCCCCCAUCCCCCCCCACUCCCUAGCACUUGGUGUUACUCUCCAAAAUGGGGCUUGUCCAUGGGAAGAGAUUUUGGUGGCGUUUACAUGGGAGAUCUGAGGGGAAGGGACUUAGCAUUUGGGCUCAGAUCCCAAGCUCUGCCCCUUUACCUCUCUAUGCCUAGAAAAUGAGAGGUUUCUUCCAGUUCUAAGUCUCUGAUCCCAUACCAUCCCUGGCUGUUGGGGCUUCCUGUCAUCUGAUUUAGUCCCUGAGGCUGCUGGGAGGGGAGACAGCCAUGGAGCAGGAAGGGAAUCUCAGGAGACCUGGGUCCUGGCUUUGCCUCCCUUAAUUUGUGUGGGCCUGUUUACUCCUGCAAAAUGAAGGGCUUGGUGAUUUUUAAAAAGAUCCCCUCCAGCUCUGACAUUCUGAACCCAACUUGCUGUAUGUCCUUGUCAGACAUUUUACCUCUGAGCUCCCGUUAACAAACCCCUGCUCUGCUCACUGAGCCACAAUCCCCCCACCCAUAUCUGGAAAGGAAAAAAAUGUGACUUGGGGUGAUGCUUGAGAGGUUUCCCCUGCAUUUCCUUGGGAAGAGGACCUCCCAUUGUUCCCAGUAGGACCCACACAAUCCCUCGGGCCCCCCCCCCCCCGCAGUGGAGCAGGAAGAGGCUUGCUCCUCUCUGCUUGGGAGCAGGGGGCAGUUUGGGCUAUAUCUCAGCUCCCUCCCCUUCCUUCCCCUCAAGCUGGAUCAAUAGCUUUAUUAGAUUCCCCAGCUAGCUGCUCUUCCCCUUACCUCCCACCAUCCCAAGCUAGGGCCUUGCUUCUGCACGAGGAAGGGGGGUGCCUUAAUGCAUGUCAAGCAGCCCCCUCCACCCCGCCCCCCAGGGGUGAAUGGCUGUUUUUAAAUUUAAAAACCAAACUUGUUCUGUGUUGUCAACUGUAGUUUGGGGGCCUCUGUCCUACCAUGUACCAUUUUCUCCUCCCAUCCCCUAAAAAAAAGUGCUUUAGAAUCCCCAUGGCUCAAAGCCCUGGCCAGUGCAAUAGUAAGGGAAGACGUGGGCUCUAGGUGCUGACCACCCCAGUUAUGACACCCCUGGCUAUGCCUUGUCGACCUUCCCUGGGCCCCUGACUUGCUUUCUCUCCGUCCACUUUGCUCUGUUGUGUUCUCUAUGUUCGCUCCCAGGAGAGAAGUAUGGGUGGUUCAGGCAGCGCCUGGCACCCAUCCGUCCUGUCUAUUUAUGUGGGAGCUGUGCAGGUCACAGACCCUGCUGUCACCUCCCCUCCCCUGGUGGGGGGUUGGGCCCUGAAGUUUGGUAACUCUUAUUUAUUGAAUUUGAGUCUUUACUCUGUCUCCUGUCAAUACCCAUCUUAUGCAUCCUCAUCCCCAGUUUCCUUAAGUUGGAUAAUAAAAAUAAUAGAAAGUGA
Phascolarctos cinereus (koala) is the source of this 3823-nucleotide messenger RNA. RefSeq names its product RELT TNF receptor (gene RELT). The record is from RefSeq and is a predicted model, not a curated record. Gene Ontology annotation, biological process: apoptotic process. Gene Ontology annotation, molecular function: protein binding. Lineage: Eukaryota; Metazoa; Chordata; Mammalia; Diprotodontia; Phascolarctidae.